UGAGUUGGUUAUUGAUUCCCCUCCAGGUACUCCCUGCAACAAGUGCAGCUCCAAACACAACUUCCAAACCUCGCCGCCUCUCUUUCUCCCUCCAAGAUGAGUUUCCGAAAUUAUUCCUCGCUGUCCACCCACAGUGGUUCUAUGUCCCUGCGGAGGUCCAUGCCCCUGCAGUCCAGUGCGAGCAGCAUCGCUGGCUUCGGCCACAGGAUGUCGGUGAGCCGGGUAUCGAUGGCCCGGCCUGUGGGCAUGGCCGCCGGGGCCAACUUCAGUGUCGGCGGGGUCAGCAACCAGAAGGAGGCCAUGCAGAGCCUGAACGACCGGCUGGCCAGCUACCUGGAGAAAGUGCGCAGCUUGGAAGCGGCCAACGCCAAGCUGGAGGUGCAGAUCAAGGAGCACUUGGAGUCCAGGGAAGCCAGCGUCCGAGACUGGGCCAUCUACGAGAAGCCGCUCAGUGACCUCCGCAAAGAGGUCUAUGAGAUGACCAUCGAAAAUGCUCGUUUGGUACUUCAGAUCGAUAAUGCUCGUCUGGCUGCUGACGAUUUCAGGGUGAAGUGGGAGUCUGAGCUGAGCAUCAGGCAGUCUGUGGAGAACGACAUCAACGGACUGCGCAAAGUCAUUGACGACACCAACAUCGGGCGCCUGCAACUGGAGAGUGAGAUCGAGUCUCUCAAGGAGGAGCUCAUCUACAUUCGGAAGAACCACGAUGAUGAAGUUAAAGCUCUGCGCUCCCAGGUCACUGGCUCCAGUGUGCAGGUUGAAGUGGACUCCCCUCAGGGCCCAGAUCUGGCUAAGACCAUUGCUGAGAUCAGAAAGCAAUAUGAGGAGGUGGCACAGAAAAACAAGGAUGAUGCGGAGAACUGGUACAAGAGCCAGAUAGAUAGCUACAAAAUUGAAGUUGAACACAAUGCUGAAGAACUGCAAGGUUCAAAGGCACAAGUCACUGAACUGCACCAUCAGAUACAGUCUCUGGAUGUUGAGCUGGAGAGUCUCCUGAGCAAGAAAAACUCAUUGGAAGGCACUCUCAAAGACACAGAACUGAGAUAUGACAUGGAGCUGCAAAGCCUAAAUGGCAUGAUUGCCAAACUGGAGGGAGAUCUGUUUCAGAUCCGGAGUGAUAUGCAGACCCAGGUCAGAGAAUAUGAAAACCUUUUGAACGUGAAGAUGAAACUCGAGGCUGAAAUAGCAACAUACAAACACCUGCUGGAUGGGGAAGAUAUCAACGCACUUGUUGAGUCAACCUCAGGUGCCACCUCACAAACUAUCAAGAAGACUGUCGUCACCACUCAGAAACUCAUGGAUGGCAAAGUGAUAUCUGACGAGACAGUCCGCAUUAACUAAAAAGCACCAAGCUACAUCUGCCCUCCAGUUGUCAUGCCUGGUCACUUGUAGUUGCAGUGAGGAAUGUAAUAGUCUGGAGUUUGUUGGCUUGUUGAAUAUUAUCAAAAAUAAAGAUACUCUUUGACUUUGAA
This is a messenger RNA of Chiloscyllium plagiosum (whitespotted bambooshark), 1469 nucleotides long. RefSeq names its product keratin 18a, tandem duplicate 1 (gene krt18a.1). NCBI's taxonomy places the organism in Eukaryota, Metazoa, Chordata, Chondrichthyes, Orectolobiformes, Hemiscylliidae. Gene Ontology annotation, cellular component: cytoskeleton. Gene Ontology annotation, molecular function: structural molecule activity. The record is from RefSeq and is a predicted model, not a curated record.